This is a messenger RNA of Podarcis lilfordi (Lilford's wall lizard), 26639 nucleotides long. The record is from the annotation of a GenBank genome assembly. NCBI's taxonomy places the organism in Eukaryota, Metazoa, Chordata, Lepidosauria, Squamata, Lacertidae.
AUGCUCCAGCGUGGAGGAGACAAAGGGAAGGGAAGCCCCUUGCUAGAUCAGCCCCUGGCUAUGAUUCUUGCACCGUGGUGAUGUGAACGUGGGCUGUGCAAAAUGCAACCUUUAGAAUAAAUAAACAAACAAAUGCUUAUUUUUUAUUUUUUAAAAAAACGUUGAUUCCGAGAAGAAAUUCAGAAUCCAAUUUGACUCUCCUGCUGUGGAAUUGCAGGAAUAACAAGAGAGAGAGGUAAGCAAGCGGCUGUUUGGAUCUGGGAAGUCAUUCAAACCGCUAAAUUGUUUGCAAAUCCUUGUAACUGAAUCAAAGCAAAGCGGAAAGGAAAAGAAAAAGAAAAAGAUUUAAGAAGCAACAUAAUAAAAGGUGUAGAGGGGUGUGGGUGUGGGUGUGAAAUCAUGUAUUUUUCAGCGUGUGAUUUAUGCAUUUUAAAAAAUGUGUUUGGUUCCAGUUUAAUCCUGUCCACGUCUACUUAAAGUAAGCCUCAUAGAUUUCUAUGGGUCUAACUCCCCAGCUAAACAUGUCUAGGAUGGCAGAGGGCUGGAUUUCUCUGGGUUGAAUGCAGGCAGUGACCAGCAAUGCAGGAGGACAAGGAAAUAAGUGAGGGAAGUCUAGCUGUGAAAGAGGCUGGUCAAGGUAUUAAUUUAUUUUAAAUAUUUAUUAACCGCUGUUCAUUGAAGGAUUUCGGGGUGGUGUACAGAACCUGGGAAUAGAAUCCACAUGCCAUAGAAAUGCAACUGGUACUCCAGCAAGAAAACGUGGCAAAACCAAAAUCUGCCUUACAAAAUCACAAUAAAACAGUAAAAUAUAUUUAUUUAUUAAUUAUAAAAUAAAUAAAACUAAAAAGCACCUCCAGAUGCUUUGAAAUACAACUGCUGUUGGUCCUUGCAACAUUUAGAUCUUCAAUAUCUAUUCUGCUAAUGCAAAAAAAUAAAAAUAAAAAAUCACACGUUGCAUGUUCUCUCUCUUUGCAUUAAUACUCCCCCCUCCCCUGUGCUCUGGGUAUUGGAUGUGCUUGCACUGGUAGUGUUGCUGCUGCAGCAUCUCUAUUGCCAACCUGGUGUCAUCCAGUUGCUUUGAACUACAACUCCCAUCAGCCCUUGCAGCCAGAAAAGCCAUGGAAACUGGCAGCACCUGCACCUGGAGGGCACCACAUUGGCUAUCCUUGUUCCAUUGCAAGCAAAGGCUGGUCCAUUAAAGUAAACGGGGCACUUCCUUACCAGUCUCAGUCUGCCCUCAGCCUACCUCCUGCCUGCUUUCCUGCUUACACCCAGCCCAGGAGGUGGCAGGACUACUGUGAAGGCUGAGCCGAGCCAUUAUGCCUAGUAGCUAUCAAUAGCUCUCCAUGUCACCUUCCUCCAGUCUCAGCAUUUCCCCUGUAGAACUCAGCAGGGAGGAGGAUGGGGACAAAACUAGGUUUAGUUGGCUUUGUCUGUUGUUGGUUUUGGCGGGUGGCGCUGUGGUCUAAACCACAGAGCCUAGGGCUUGCCAAUCAGAAGGUUGGCGGUUUGAAUCUCUGUCAUGGGGUGAGCUCCCAUUGCUCGGUCCCAGCUCCUGUCAACCUAGCAGUUCGAUAGUACGUCAGAGUGCAAGUACAUAAAUAGGUACCGAUAAAUAGGUCCAGUCGUGACCGACUCUGGGGUUGCGGCGCUCAUCUCACUUUAUUGGCCAAGGGAGCCGGCGUACAGCUUCCGGGUCAUGUGGCCAGCAUGACUAAGCCACUUCUGGUGAACCAGAGCAGCGCACGGAAAUGCCGUUUACCUUCCCACCGGAGCGGUACCUAUUUAUCUACUUGCACUUUGACGUGCUUUUGAGCUGCUAGGUUGGCAGGAGCAGGACCGAGCAACGGGAGCUCACCCCGUCGCGGGGAUUCAAACCGCCAACCUUCUGAUUGGCAAGUCCUAGGCUCUGUGGUUUAACCCACAGCGCCACCCGCGUCCCUAUCCCGAGAUAGCUGUUCCUAAACUACCCGCGGGAGGUCCAGUCCCCAGUGCCCUAGGGAUGCUUGAAGGAGAUAGAUUGUUUACAGCUCUGCAAUAAUGUGUCAUCUCCCCACCCCCAAAUAAUAGAAAACCUCCAGGGCAGCAAUAUUUUGGCUAGAGCGCCUUUCCCCCCCAAGAGCAUCAUUCCCUCCUGUGGCUUCCAGCAACAGGAACAUUACUUGCCUCCAGUAAUGUGGAGGAAGAGCAUAGCCAACAUGGCCCAGAUGAACACAGCAAAACAUUUUGAUGCAUUGUAAUUCAUGUUCAUGUGGUUAAACCACAGAGCCUAGGGCUUGCUGAUCAGAAGGUCGGUUCGAAUACCCAUGACGGGGUGAGCUCCCGCUGCUCGAUCCCUGCUCCUGCCAACCUAGCAGUUCGAAAGCACGUCAAAGUGCAAGUAGAUAAAUAGGUACCGCUCCGGCGGGAAGGUAAAUUGCUCUGCUUCACCAGAAGCGGCUUAGUCAUGCUGGCCACAUGACCCGGAAGCUGUACACCAGCUCCCUCAGCCAAUAAAGCGAGAUGAGCGCCACAACCCCAGAGUCGGCCACGACUGGACCUAAUGGUCAGGGGUCCUUUUACCUAAUUCAUGUUCAUAGUUUGGUCGAUGUUAUUUAUGUUCUGAUUUUCAAACUUGUUUUUAACCUUGGCUUUUGCUGGCAAUUGUAACAAUGCAUUUUCACAAGGACUCCCCCCCCUAAACAAGCAAACAAACAAUCAACCCUCAAAGUGAUUUGGAAAUGAGGAGAACUGAUCUUAAGACUAGGACAAUGAAAAUGGAGGAAACUGACAGGUUCGCCCAACUUUAGUGGCAACAAGCAACUGGGGGUGGGGAUAACAGCCAUGUCCCCCUCAGGCCUUGAACUCCUUUGGCAAAGGUUUUGACAAAAAUAUGUUUUCCGAGACUGCUCAUAGAAAGGCAAAGCAAAUGGCCCUUGGGGGCAGGGCGUGGUGCAAGAAGAGAUAGAGAAACUAAAUGGCUUUCUGCUUCACUGAGCUAUUCAGCUGUCCUAGCAGACUAGGGUUAUCUUCUUCUUCAUUUGAAUAGAAAGGCAAACCUUAAAUCAAUCAGUUGCCACCACCGACCACACCAGGGGCUGGUCAGCUUGAGGGCACUGGGACAGAUCCCCCCCAUGAAGUCGUUUUAAAAUCUGGCUCCUGGCAGCCCUUCCAAAUUUUAAAUUGGGACGCGAUUCACCUUUUGCCUACACUUGAAAGGGAAGCAGCGUUUGCUCCUAUGGCAAAUUCUCUGUGAAGUGCAUCUGCUGUUCAUCUCUCAUUACCUUGGCCCACUGGCCGAGACAUUUUGAUGCCGAGAGGCAGAACAUUUAAAUGUCACCCCCUGUGCGGCCAAGAAUAGGAUAGGCAAUUAUUUCUUGCCUUAUCUGCUGCCCUUUAGUGGUGCUCUGAAAUUUGCUGCCUGCGGUACAUGGAUUUGCCGUGCCAAUUUCAUUCUCUCCACCUUUCAUCCACUGUCGCCUACCAGAGAGGACAUGAUUGAAGUUUAUAAAAGUAUGCAGUUUGGAGAAAGGAUAGAGAAGUCCCCCCCCCCAAACCCCACCUAUUUAUUUAUUUCAUUUCUACCCUCCCUUAUCCUCAAGCGAUAAGGUGCUCAAGGUGGCGUAUGUGGUAUUUUCCCUAUCUCACUUCAUCCUCACCACAACCCUCUGCGUUAGGUUAUGCUGAGAGACGGUGACUGUUUGUAAGAGCUGUUUGACAAUGGAACGGACUCCCUCAGAUAGUGGAGGACUCUCUUUCAUUGGUGGUCUUUAAGCAGAAGUCAGACGGCCAUCUUUUCAGGGAGUCUUUAGCUGUGAAUCCUGCAUUGCAGGGGGUUGGACUAUGACCCGGAGGCCCCUUCCAACUCUAUGAUUCUGUGACUAGCCCAAGGUCACCCACUGUGCUUCAUGACCCAGUGGGGAUUCAAACCCUGGUCUCUGCCAGGCCCUAGUCCAACACACUAACCACUACAGUACACUCUUAUUAGGGAGUCAAGAGCCAGGCUAGGGCUGCCCUGAUGUUGAUGCUAUUUAUCUGUUCUUUUCAUGCAGCUGCUUGUUUGCGCUGGAUUGCAGGCAUCCUUUGUGUGGCUUUCCCUGCAGGCAUAAAAAUAUGUCCAUCACGGGGCUGAAGAGGAAGCAGCCAAAAACGUUUAAGGUGAAAGUUAUAACGAUGGAAAUCGAAAUGGAGUUUAGUUGCGAGGUAAGUGGCUUUAAAAAAAAAAAAAGGCCAAAAUUAAGGUGCAGAAAAGCUUUCAUCGACACUUUAGGAUUUGCAUAUAAAAUUAGGCAUUGGAGUGGAGAAAGCAGAUAGAGAUUUUUUUUUUCUCCACCUCUCCCAUAAUGCUAGGAACUUGUGGACAAGCUGAGUGCUGGAAGAUUCAGGACAGGCAAAAUAAAGGGCUUCUUCAGACAAUGUAAACUAUGGAACUCACUCCUGCAGGAGGAGGUGAGGGCCGCCAGGUUGGAGGGUAUAAUCUUAUACAGUGGUACCUCGGGUUACAUACGCUUCAGGUUACAGACUCCGCUAACCCAGAAAUAUUACCUCGGAUUAAGAACUUUGCUUCAGGAUGAGAACAGAAAUUGGGCUCUGGCAGCGCGGCAGCAGCAGGAGGCCCCAUUAGCUAAAGUGGUGCUUCAGGUUAAGAACAGUUUCAGGUUAAGAACGGACCUCCGGAAUGAAUUAAGUACUUAACCCGAGGUACCACUGUACACAUCUAUCAAGUCUUUUUUCCUCAUCCAAGCAGCUCCAAAUAUUGUAAUCUUUUCUUCUAAGGGAGUUGCUGCAGCCCUUUGACCAAUAUGCUUGCCCUUUCCGGGCUUCUGGCAUUGGCCACACACUUUCAACAAUAAGGGCUAGGAACUUGAUCUUUCCACAGAGCUGAAUUCUGCACCCCACACUACAAGAUACGCCUCUUCUUUGCUUGCACUGUUUGAGUUCUCUCAUCUUAGGCCAGCAACGGAGUGGGUCAUCCCUUUCUAAAAACCAGGCUGUCGAGUUUCUCUUGGUUUUCCCCACUGAUGUUCUGUCUUUCUUCCUUGUAGAUGAAAUGGAAGGGGAAGGACCUCUUUGACCAGGCGUGUCGUGCUCUGGGCCUGCGGGAAUCCUGGUUCUUUGGCUUGCAGUACUCUAUCAAAGGAAUGAACACCUGGUUGAAGAUGGAUAAAAAGGUAUGGAGGCUAACUUUAGCUUGCAGAAGAGCUUGCAUGGCAAUCUAGAAAGCCUUAGUAAGCUUGAUUUGUGCAGCUCCAGAUGAUAGGACCCGAUUCAGUGGAUUCAAAUGGCAAGAAAUGAAAUUCCGUCCAAGUAUUAGGAAUCAUGAUAAAAAACUGUUUGACAGAGGAACGGACAACCCCAGAACAUGGUGAACUGUUCUUUAUUGGAGGAGGUUUUUAAGCAAAGGUUGGUUGGCCAUCUGUCAGGGAUUAUUUAGCUGUGAUUCCUGCAUUGCAGGGGGUUGGACUAGAGGACCCCAGGAGGUCCCUUCCAACUUUACAAUUCUAUGAGUCUAUACUUGGGAAUGCUGCCAGGAAGUGAACUUGGGACUUUCUGCAUAGAGGCAGAUGCUCUACCGUUGAGUUACAAUAGCCCUUUCCUGUUGCAUCUCACUGUGUAGCCAUAGAAAAGCCACCACACUUUCUGAUCUUAGCUGCAAACUGGGCCAGUAUAUAUUGCAGAUUGGUGGGUGGGUUUCUCAAAGAGAGCAGGGCUUUGCCUAAAGCAACCAAAUGUGUUCCUGGCAAAGUAUUGUCAUUGCACAGUGGCUCAGCUGCUCAUCUUUCUGUCUGUCUGUCUGUCCAUAUUACUCUCUCUUUACAAAAAGGAAUUCUAAUACUCUCAAAAACAUACUUUAAAACACAGAGAAGGAAAAGGAAGUUGAAAAGGCACACAUGUGUAACUAAUUCUUCUCUCUUUCACCAUGUAAUGCUAUAUAUAUAUGUGCUAUAUAUCAGGUUUGGGGCACCUUAAUCCCUCCAGAUGUAGCUGAACUACAGCUCCCAUCACCCCCAGCAGGCAUGGCCAAUGGGAUGCUCAGGAACAUAUCUGAUGAUUCCCACACUAUCUUUAUCUCUACCUAUAAUCCCCAAAGUGGUAAAUACAUUAAAUCUAUUAAUAUAAAAUGUUUAAGUUCAUAAAUAUUCUAAAUAUUGGAAUACUGUAUUACCAACAUUAUCCUCUAUAAAUACAGUUGUACCUUGGUUUUCGAACAGCUUAGUUCUCGAACGUUUUGGCUCCUGAACACCACAAACCCGGAAGUGAAUGUUCCAAUUUGCGAACUAUUUUUGGAAGCCGAACGUCCGACAGGGCUUUUGUGGCUUCUGAUUGGCUGCAGGAGCUUCCUGCAGCCAAUCAGAAAUCACACUUUGGUUUCUGAAUGUUUUGGAAGUCAAACGGACUUCUGGAACAGAUUCCAUUCUACUUCCGAGGUACGACUGUAUAAUCAAACCCAAUAUUUAAAAUACACAUGUAUACUAAAAGUCCAUAAAUUUACAAAUAUAUAAACCUUAUAAAGAACAAUAUAAGAUUUCAUUUAUUUUCAAUGUUCUUUAAAACUGAUUCCCUUUGUUCUUCAACAGGUUCUGGAUCAGGAAAUUCCCAAGGAAGAUCCCAUCAGAUUUUGUUUUUUAGCAAAAUUUUACCCUGAGAAAGUUGAAGAGGAACUUCUGCAGGAGAUCACCCAACACCUCUUUUUCCUGCAGGUCAGAAGGUAUUUCUUUUAUUUUAAAGUUGACUUUUGAAUUGUUGUAGUUACCUUCUGGGCGUUUGGUGUGUCUGGCCCCUAGGUUUUGGAAUCACUGUCUGCUUAUUCUUUCACUCUGUGCCUCCUGUCAGUGGCGAGAGCUUGUGAAGAGUUAAUUUUCUGGGUUGAGCAGGUUUCCUUGUGAAAGGUUUUUCUUCUGUUGCUGUUAUAUAUAUUUUUUUCAAGAUCACCUUGACAAUUAUUUGUGUUGAGCUGUUUUGCAAAGACGAAGGCACUAAAGGCUGCCUCCCCCCCUCCCCCGGUUCCUUUCAUCUCUGAAAACCUGCACUUUCAUUUUCUUCUCUUUCAAACCAGCCUUGGCUUGCCUUGACUUUGAGGAAUGCAAUUCGCCUGUAAUUAUUUUCUUCCUGUUCCAAAAGAAAUGCAAAAUGGGGAGCAGGGUGAGGAAAUCGACGCAUUAGAACUUGCAGAGGUUCCUGACGGUUAAGAAUCAGACAUUGCACCUGCAGCAGAAUAAUUGGGGACGGGGAGCGGGGGCAGAGAGAGCGUGUAUAGGCAGCUGGGUGCUUCAAGGCAUUCAAAUGAACAGAUUAAAUUAAAGCAGGGAGUGGGAAGUCUGGCCACACUUCCUCUGCUGCCACACCCCUCAGUGGGGUUUCCACCCUCCUCCAGUGUUUUGGCUUGGCGGUGUCCUUGAACUCUGAUCAUGCACUUUUGGAUGGAGGAGAAAGACCGAUGUGUCUUUAGAGAAACUAAUAUUUUAAAACCACAGGAAGAGCCUGCUGGACCAGGCCCAGGGCCCAUCUAGUCCAGAUUCCUGUUCUCACAGUGGCCAGCCAGAUGGCUGUUGGAAACCUGCAAGUAGGACACAAACAUAAGAGCCCUCUGCCCUCCUGAGGUUUCCAGAAACUGGUAUUCAGAAACGCGGCUACCUCCGGCUAUGGAGGCAGAGCAGAGCCAUCAUAGCCAAUAGCCAUUGAUAGCCCUCUCCUCCUCCAUGAAUUUAUCCAAUCCUCUUUUAAAGCUGUCAGAAUUGGUGGCCGUCACACAGUUCCACAGUUUAACUCUGACCUGCCUUUCUUUGGUCUGUCCUGAAUCUUACAGCUUUCAGCAUCAUUUCAUGUCCAUGAGUUCUAAUGUCCUGAGAGAGGAAGGAAAACCUUUCUUGGUCCAUUUUCUCACUGGCCACUCCACGUUGAGCUAGAUGGACCCUUCUUGGUUUAACACAUGGGUAGGCAAACAAAGGCCCGGGGGCCAGAGCCAAUCGCCUUCUAAAUCUGGCCCGCAGACAGUCCAGGAAUCAGCGUGUUUUUACAUGAGUAGAAUGUGUCCUUUUAUUUAAAAUGCAUCUCUGGGUUAUUUGUGGGGCCUGCCUGGUAUUUUUACAUGAGUAGAAUUUGUGCUUUUAUUUAAAAUGCAUCUCUUGGUUAUUUGUGGGGCAUAGGAAUUCUUUCAUUUCCCCCCCAAAAAAUAUAGUCCGGCCCCCCACAAGGUCUGUGGGAUAGUAGACUGGCCCCCUGCUGAAAAAGUUUGCUGAACCCCAGUUUAACGCUUCACAGGAGUGCUUAUUUUCUAACUGCCAGCAGCUUUGUAUGUGGUGAGAGGGCAGCAUUUGAACGUUCCUUAGUUAGCAAUGAUGCUUUUAAAAAAGGGGUAAUUGACAGCCUGAAAUGUUCUUGAGUACAGCUCACAAGUCUGCAGUUGCUGCCAGAGAUUCUUUUCUUUCCCACUUAUAACUCGGCUAACGGUUACUUUUCAUGUGCCAAGACAAAGUCUGGGCAUGUAUUGUUUUGUUUUCAAGCUUGUCUAAGCCUUGGAUUUCUCUCCCUCCUCUCCGCCCCCCCCCUUUCUUCCGCCUCCACCCCCCAGGUUAAGAAACAAAUACUGGAUGAAGAAAUCUACUGCUCUCCUGAGGCUACAAUUUUGUUAGCGUCUUAUGCUGUUCAGGCCAAGGUGAGGCUUUGAAAUUGCUUGGUUGUCACCUUCUAUUGCUUGCAGAACAACAUUAAAAAAAACCCUUUUGCUUAAUCACACAGUGCUAAUUAAUGCAGGAAAGCACCCAUUUAAAGCAGUGCUGGAAAACAGGAUGGGGUGAUUUUGGCACCUUGUUUUAUUCUCUGUUGGGUGUUGGCUGGUUUGUUAGUUUGUUUAUGCAAGAAGAUAUACAGUAUGAACAUAUCCUAAUUCAAAGAGCUUGCAGGAGGGUGAAAAACAGAGCAGCUCUUUUUUAAAUUUAUUUUUAUUAAAUAUUUUCUUGGUUUACAAAAGUACGUGCCUUGUCUCUUUUUUCAGGUUAUACAGUCUAUCUUACAAAUCAGCUACAUUUGUUGUGAGACAUUAGGGUUGAAUACAGUAUAAGGUUGGGGAAGAAGAGGGGGGAGAGCAGGGGUGGGGUGGGGAGGCUUAUAUUCUUUUGCAUAGUGUAUGUGUGGCGUUUUGUGUCAGCGUCAACUAGGUAGGUUCUCUUUCUCUUCGUUUAUUACAUUUCCUUGGUCGUGAGAGGUGUUGGGGCAGGGUGCGGUUGGUUGUCUGUGGCUGGCUGCAGUGGGGUUUGUUCGCAUUUGUGAGGGGGGGAAGACUUGUUGGGUCAGGUAAGCCAGAUUGAUUCGUAUGCUGUCGGUGGAUUCUUGUUGUGUUGGGCUGUGUAUGUGAUAAAGGGGGGGCAUACUGGGGUGAAGGCGUCCUCUUCUGUUUGUCUCUGUGUCAGUUUUAGUUUAUUGGUUAGCUUUUCUAGUAAGGUCGUUUCCCGUACAGUUUGAUACCAUUGGCCAAUGUUUACUCCUGACAGGUCUCUCCAGUGUUUGGCUCUGAGGCUUCUGUCUGCUGAGAGUAGGUGGGUUAUAAGCUCUGUAUAAUGUUGAGUGUUCAUUCUGAUCUUGGAAGAUGUUCAGUAGGGCCAGUUCUGGGGUGAGCUCUAAUACCUGUUUAGUUAUUUUGCAUAUCUCUCGUAGGACUGCUACCCAGAAGGGUUGGAUUUUAGGGCAUCCCCACCACAUGUGGAAGUAUGUGCCUGUGGAGGUACAACCUCUCCAACAUCUUGGUGAGGUCCCUGGGCAUAUCAGUGCCAGUUUCUGUGGUGUUAAGUACCACCUGUAAGUGAGUUUCAGAGUGAGUCCCCUUCUUUUGGCUGACAUGGACUUAAAGGGAAGUUUAGACCACAUUCUAGCCCAUUGGGUGGGGUUAGUUUCGUAGCCUCUGUCAUGCUUCCAUUGUUCUUUGAUUGCAUCAAGGGGGUUUGUGGGGUUUGGGAACAGUAUUCUGUAUAUUAUGGAUACCAUCCCUUUGCCGUGUCCCUCUUCUGUCAGGAAAAGGUUUUCGGAGGUGGUCAAGGGCCUAGUGGCUGCUGAUUUUACUGCUGGAUUGUUUAAGAAGGCAUGUAGUUGAUUGUGUGUUAGCAAACUAGUCCUCUAAUUUGUCUUGUAUUUCUUGUGUUGGUGUGGGUUUGUUGUUUUUGUAGAAGAGUUUAAGGAGUUUUUUGGCUCCUAUUUGUAGUGUGGUGAGAGGGUUGUUAUGUCUUGUUAUAAUUUACCAAUUUUUGACGUUGGUUUUUUAAGGGAUGCCCUCUCCUUUAUGCAGGCUCCUCUGGUGACUGCUUUCAUUGUGUCCUAGAGGAGGGGGGUUGUUAUGUCAUUCAUGCCGUUGUCCUUUAAGUAGUUUUGGAGAGUUUUCAAGAGACUCUCUCUAGCUAGUUGGUUUGUGGCAGAGCAGUUCUUUUGCAGACACUUCUGGUUUUGCAAAUAAGGAUUUCUGCAGGCUCCAAAGACAUGGAAGUCUGGUGCAGCCUCCUCUCUGACUGUGAUUUCACUGGGCGUUGGUCACCUCAGCUUCUCUGAGAUUAAAUUUACAUAUUUUCUACCUUGAAGUAGUAUUUUUUUUUAGUCAGUGGUUUAGGCCUCUACACUAUUAAUUUAAAGCAGCAUAAUACCACUUUAAGAAGCCAUGUACCACUUUUAAAAGAACCAUAUUGGCCCGAAUAUAAGCCACACGUUUUUCCAAAUUCUGACAGUGAAAAGUUAAAGUGUGGCUUAUAUUUGCGACCUUCCCUUUCCCACGACGGCUCCGGGGAGGCUUGGGAGCAGUGGGGGACUGUGUUGUAUAACUUUAUUUCUUUAUUUUUAUUUUUUAAUUUUUUUAAUACAUUGUAAGAUUCUAUCGCCUGCCAACCUAGCAGUUUGAAAGCACGUCAGAGUGCAAGUAGAUAAAUAGGCGGGAAGGUAAACGGCAUUUCCGUGUGCUGCUCUGGUUUGCCAGAAGCGGCUUAGUCAUGCUGGCCACAUGACCCGGAAGCUGUACGCCGGCUCCCUCGGCCAAUAAAGCGAGAUGAGCGCUGCAACCCCAGAGUCGUCUGUGACUGGAUCUAAUGGUCAGGUGUCCCUUUACCUUUAAGAUUCUAUCAAAAAAUGAAUAAAACGUAGUUUUAAACAAAUCAUUCCAACCGAACACUAGCUAUGGCCAGCUCAUUUAAAAUAUAUCCUGCUGAUGAUGCUUUCUUGCCUCCUGCAAAAGUCAGCAUACAAAUGCAAGAAGAGCCUUGCCGGAUUGAAAGAGGUUAAUUGACUAAGUAGAUUUUAUGUGAAAAUAGAUUUGGAAAACUCAGUUAGGGGGAUUCAAGGAAGUCACCCAACAAUGUUAACAAAAGUAGAACUAUUACAGUUAGGAUCUAUGUUUCCUUGCUUGUUUGUUUUUUGAUGUUUUCUUUUUGUAUUUGUUGAUAUGUUUGUUAUAAAUUUGGAAAAUUAAUAAAUAUUUUGAAGGGGGGGAAAAAAGAGCCUUGCUGGAUCCUGCCAAUGGCCCAUCUAGUCUAGUAUCCUUUUAUCCUAGAGGCCAAAUACCCAAAUAAUCUAGAAAUCUAGAUAGACUGCCUCUGGACAUGGAGGUUCCAUAAGAAACCUGCUGCAUCAGGCCAAAGGGGACCCAUCUAUUCCAGCAUCCUUUUCCCACAGUUGCCAACUCCAAAUGCCUCAGGGAAAGUUCAUUGGAAGUGUGAUGUCCUGCUGAAGCAGUUCAUAUCUGUUGGGUUUAAUAUGCUCGCUGGGGAAUGUGUUGGGAUUGAAGACGAAUAUCAUUUCAUUUGUUGCCAUGAACUGCCUUCAUCCUCUCCUCCUGCUGAGGAUUCUGUUACCCUUUUAGCAAGCUUCUUCCUCCUAGCUGGCUACUUCCUUCAUGGCAUGUUCUGUGAAAGGGUCACCGCCUUUCCUGAUCUCUUUCUCUUCUUUGCGUUACAGUAUGGUGACUAUGACCCAAACCUGCACAAGCCGGGCUUCCUGGCUCCGGAGGAGCUUUUACCAAAGAGAGUAAGUUUCCUUUUUUUAAAAAAAGACCACCACCACCAACAGCAGCCAGAGUAGGCUGGUGGAGUUGGGCAGGUAGGGGGGCAGACUGGGAUUUCAGGACCUGGGACAGUUCUGAAAUAGCCACUUGCUGCAACAAGAACUUGAUAUUUUAGUGUGGUAGCACCUACACGCUGGAACUCUCUGCCUAUUGACACCAGGAAAGUGCCUUCACUGUACUCUUUCUAGCGCCUGCAAAAUAUUGAUUUAUGUUUUGAUCCGCUGUUAGUUUAUUGCCGGAAUUAUUUUUAAAUAGUUGCUUUUAUAAUUUUAUUGUUUUAUACUCUUUGUACACUGCAGACAGGGUCUGUCCCUAGUCCCAAUGUGGCUUUAGAGCUCAGAGGUUAAUAGCCGACAUGAUUUUCUCACUGCGUCAGCUGCAGGAGAAAUAUCAAGAGCAGAGACUUCUCUUGUACAUCACCUUCAUAGUCCUGACGAAGACAUUCAUUUUUAACCAGGCCUUUGAUUGAUUGAUUGACAUCCAGUGCUUUUUAAAAUGUGUUAGGGUGGGAUUAUUGGGUUGUUCUUGUUUUUAUUUUGAUUUAUGUCUUUUGUGUUUUUAUAUUGUGAUUUUAUUCUGUGAACCGUCUUGAGACUUGCUGGUAUAGGGAGGUAUAUUAUUAUUAUUAUUAUUAGUAGUAGUAGUAGUAGUAGUAUUAUUAAAGAUGGGGAUUUGGGGGCUCUUCCAAGACAGGGGACUCCUGAGAAGACCAGCUUUGGGAUUUGGAGAAGGGAACAGCUUCACUCAUUUCCUUCUCCUUUCCAGGUCCUCCGCCAAUAUCAGAUGACACCUGACAUGUGGGAAGAGAGGAUUACAGCCUGGUACGCUGGGCACCGGGGCAUAGCCAGGUACUGGGGCACCUGUGUCUGAGGCCAUAGCAUGGGGCAGGAGGAGGCAGCUGAGCGGCUGAUGCGUCUUCAAUGUCCUAUCAAACGUUGCUGGAGCUACUGAGAAGUGAGGCUGCUUCUUAGGUGCUUCUUUUUCGUACUAGAAUGCAAGGGCAGGAAAAAAACAACAAGUGGGUGGAGCAAUGAAGAUAAAUUUUACCUUUCUUACAGCAGGCUGGUUUCCACAUGCCUUUUCAUAUUGUCUUGCUGCAGCUUGUAAGUUGUUUUGAUUGGUGCCAAUGGAAAAGCAGAAUAGAAAUCCUACAAAAUAAUUAAAUGUUGCUCAUUAGUGUAUUGCAGGGGGUUGGGGCAGAUGAUUCUUUAGGUCCCUUUCGACUGUAAAAUUCUAUGUUUCUCUAUUGUCCUCUUCUCUUAGGUAUGAAGCUGAGAUGAACUAUCUUAAAAUUGCACAAGACUUGGAGAUGUAUGGGGUCAAUUAUUUUCCUAUAGCUGUAAGUGUCUUUGUUGUUGUUGUUUUUAAAUGUAGAUAUAUUUUUCUGGAUGCAUGAAGUUUGCUCCUUUAAAAUUGGCAGCAGGGAGUGGGGGGCUGGGGGGAGAAGGUGGCUCAGUCUCCUAUAGAGAAAGCCAGGGCAGAGCAGCAGUGGAUUUGAGUGGAUUUGAGCUGGGAAAGGCUUAACCCCAUCCCCUCUGUAUCUCAGGGUGCAGCUAGGACCAUCCUGUCCUGUCCCCUUUAUAAAUAUCUGAGGAAUGAGAUCAUUACCCCACUCUUACCUACCAUCCCAGGCCGCCCAUCUGAGGCCACAUUGUGCUUUCUUUUAUCAGAUCAAAAUGACCAGACAACAGCAAAGGUUGCUAGGUUUAUCGAGGGUGCAAUGAGAUUAAGGGCCACUAUCUGAACGAUAAUCUUGGCCAUUUGAUUGCCCUUUUUACCCAUUGCUGUCUUUUUUAUCUGUAUAUAUUUUAUUUGUAUAUAUUGCUUGUUUUAUGUUGCCAUGGCUGUUGGCUAAUGCGAAUAAGGUUUAUCUUAUCUUAUCUAGGACCAUCAGACAGUUAGGAAGUGUAUAGAUGACAUCUUUAGAGUAAAUUGGCAGUAUGAUCCCUCUCCUCCAAAUUGGAUCAGGGCCCUAGAGUGGGAGAAAUAGGGGUCCUUUCACCCUUGGCCUUCUGCUGUGGUGCCAAUCCAGAUCAAGCUUCCUGUGACUGCUUUGUGCAUUUUUUUGCGUGGGGGCCAGGGAAGGCUCCCACUGGAAAUGCAAAUAGCAGGCCUGCGUGGAUCCAUCCAGAUCUGGAUUGCAGCAAGGGGGCAAGGCAUUGGAGUGUCUCCUGUUGGGAACCAGUGCCCCAUGUGGCUAGCUGCACAACUGCAGCUUCUUAGGGGAGAAGACUUGCUGGGACGGGCCAAUGGCUGACCUAGUCUAGCAUCCUGUUCUGACAGGGACUAUCCAGAUGCCUUAAUGGGAAACCAGCAAGCAGAUUAAAAGCACAAGAGCACUUCCCUCCCUGUGUAGUUUCCGGAAACUGGUUUUCAGAAGCAUUGCUUCCUCCAACUGUGGAGGCAGAGCAGAGCCAUCAUGGCUAACAGCCAUCGAGAGCCCUCUCCUCUUUGAAUUUGGCCAGUCAUCCAAGUUGGCAGCCAUCACUGCCUCCUGUGGGAGGGAGUUCCAUUGUUUAACUUUGCACUGCAUGAAGAAGCCCUUCCUUUUAUCUGUCCUGAAUCUUCCAACAUUCAGCUUUGAUGAGAGCCAGUGUGGUGUAGUACAGUGAUACCUCGGGUUACAUACGCUUCAGGUUACAUAUGCUUCAGGUUACAGACUCCGCUAAACCAGAAAUGGUGCUUCAGGUUAAGAACUUUGCUUCAGGAUGAGAACAGAAAUCGUGCCCUGGCGGCGCGGCAGCAGCGGGAGGCCCCAUUAGCUAAAGUGGUGCUUCAGGUUAAGAACAGUUUCAGGUUAAGAACAGACCUCCGGAAUGAAUUAAGUACUUAACCCGGGGUACUGUAGUUAAGAGUGGUGGACUCGUAAUCUGGUGAACUGGGUUCGCUUCCCCGCUCCUCCACAUGCAGCUGCCGGGUGACCUCGGGCUAGUCAUACUUCUCUGAAGUCUCUCAGCCCCACUCACCUCACAAAGUGUUUGUUGUGGGGGAGGAAGGGAAAAGGAGAUUGUUAGCUGCUUUGAGAUUCCUUAGGGUAGUGAUAAAGCAGGAUAUCAAAUCCAAACUACUACUACUACUACUACUACUAGUUCUUCUUCUUCUUCUUCUUCUUCUUCUUCUUCUUCUUCUUCUUCUUCUUCUUCUUCUUCUUCUUCUUCUUCACUGGAUGUCCCCGAGUUCUAGUGUUAUGAGAGGAAGAAAAUAUUCUCUGUGUACACUCUCUCCAUACCAUGCAUAGAUAUUUUGUCAUGACACCUCUUAUUUGCCUUUCCCCUAAACUUAAAAAGUCCCAAAGACUUCCAGAAUGAUUCCACCUAGGCUGACCUUCGGCUCCCAUUGGGUAGGAAGAAGCUUGUGAGGGAUGGCUUUGCCGCUGAGCCUUGCUUGAACCACCAGGUCUACCCGAUCUCUGGUGUGACUUGUGUUGCAUCAUGCUCUUUUGUACUGAAUCUUGGUUUUCCUGUGAUCUGCUCUGAUCUAGAUGCUUAUUCAGUUCUGACUCCCAGUUCAAGGCUCCUGAUUCACUCCCAUGGCCCAGCCCUAAUCUGGAUGGAAUCCCCAGCAAUUUCUUUGAAAGAAGCCACUUGUGUAAUUGCUAAUUUUGUGUGUGGUGCCUCACUUAGUUUGCUACCUGGGUUCAGGCUCCAGCAGCCAACUUUGAGGCUCCCGCUUGGCCCAUUCUCAGGCUGUGUCUGAGAAUUGAUGCUUGAGAAUCAGUCAAGCCGUGGCUGAAGAAUUGUUUCCUUCACUCUGGACAUUUGCCUCCAACAUCUGUUCCCGCAGCAAAAGAAGAAUUGUACAGACUUUCUGCUUGGUGUCGAUGCCAAAGGAAUCCAUGUCUACAGCAUCAACAACCGCUUCUCUCCAAACAAAUCUUUUGAAUGGAGCAGCAUCAGGAACAUUUCCUACAGCGAGAAAGAGGUAGGUAGGUGUGUCUUAUUAAGGGGUGGCAGAACUGGAGAAGGUUGGGUUUUGCCUUUAUGCUCUGGCUCCACUUCUGUCUAUCAAAUUCAUUUAAUUUUACACUUUUCCACAAGAACUUAACCGACAGCUGAGAAGGUAUGGCAACUGAUAGAAGGAUCUCGGCUAUGGGGAUAUGCACUUCAGGAUAGUCUAGAGCAGUGUUUCCCCAACUUUUUUUGGCCACUGUCCCCUUGGUUCCAUAAACUCAUCCUCAGAGACCCCUACCCUAUCCUAUGGAAAAGCAUCAUUCAGAAAAGUGGUUUGCAUGACCCACUAAGGAGGAUAAUAACACAAUAAAAUUCAGCAAAUAAUAUAUAACGUGAAAAAAUAUUUCUGCGCUUUCUGACUGAUGUAAAAAUUGUGUUAUUCAAUUGAAUAUUGAAUAUACAGAAAGAUUUUGUUCUAACUCUUGCAACAUUAAUUGCAUUUAACCUUUUUGGUAGAAUGCAUUAGGCUUGAUUUUUGUGUGCACUUUGUGACUCUCCUACGCUGCAUUCCAUCUCUCCUUAUUUGACCACAGAGAGGCACAAAUGAAAUGGUCACUCAGGAGGUUUGGCUAUGCCUGUUUUGAGUUAGCACCGGGUUGUUGAGCUCUCCUUGAAGCUCUUUGACAUGUUUUGGGAACAGGGAAGUAAGACAGGAGAUUGAAAUGUCAAGUAGCUCCUACUGAAGGCACGGCUGUCAAGGUAACAGAGGUUAAAGUGCGAAAGCUGAGAGCAAAUGCUUUGGGGCACCCCAAAGUAAUUGUGGGGGCGCAGAUAUCAGUAUGGAGCCAUACGUGUUUUACAUCCCAUGACCUGCAACCUUUUCUGAUGUAGGGAGAACAAUGUUUUAAAGUUUAUAACUCUUUGUGUGCUGUGUAUAUAAGUUUUCUUCUAACGUGCCUCAUGACAGUUUUUCUAUCUAGAAGUUCUGCUGAGCAGCUGAUUAGCAGAGCUGGCCUAUAGUUUUAGGCAAUGCUUUUUUUCUAAAAAAAAAAUGUUUAGGGGUACUCUCGUUUUGACUCAAGAAAAUCACCAUUUUAUAGUUCAAAUCAGGGGAAAUAAAUACAGUAAAUGGACAAAAGUACAAAGAUUAACAAAAUGUUUAGGGGUAUGCACUGGUUUUAGGGAUAUUUUUGCAAUAGUUUUAAUAAACCAGGUCCCUACAGCGGACAUAGGCAAACUCGGCCCUCCAGAUGUUUUGAGACUGCAACUCCCAUCAUCCCUAGCUAACAGGACCAGCGGUCAGGGAUGAUGGGAGUUGUAGUCCCAAAAAACAUCUGGAGGGCUGAAUUUGCCUAUGCCUGCCCUACAGGAUGCUGAGAUUGUUGUUAGUCUCUUGCUCUCAUGUUUUAUUUAAAAAGGUGUUCCCUCACCUGUGUAAUGAACCGGUGGUGUAGAAGUAAAUUCUUAUCACAUGACUAACAAAGACGUAAGGGUGAAGGAAUUUUCUAGCAUAAAAUAUUUAUAUAUAACAACUCACCAAACAUGUGCAAACCUUCACCUACCACAGACACAUGGCAACAAAAAAAUUAAGAAAAUCAGUAGCUAUUAUUACCAAUCUUGUGGCUUGUGAAAACUCAGCAUCAUCAGUACAAACGAAUGUGACCAAUGGAAAUAGCUUGGAAAGCAGUUAGAAAAGUAAAACUUCAAAUACGAAGCGAGGGAAGUGUUUCGUUCUGGUGAAUCAUAAAUAAGCGAUCGACGUGUUCAGAGGGGCUGAUCUUCAGCACCCCCUUGUCUCUUAGUGCCCCCAGGUAACCCCACUGAGCCGCCAAGGGGCAGUACCCCCCACUUUGGGAAUCACUGGUCUAUAGUAAAUGCUGUGGGGACCCUCUUUUUUAUUAUUCCACUUGCAUCUAAUUAUGGGAAAGCACUGCUUCAAGCCACAUAAAGGCUUUGCAUGUGAAUGAAGUGAUGAAGAUCACCUGUAUAUCCUUUUGCUCUCUGUCUCUCUCUAGCUCACAAUUAAGCCCAUUGACAAGAAGGCCGAAGUCUUUAAGUUCUUCUCCUCACAGCCAAAAGUCAACAAACAGGUGAGGGUUUCCUUUUGGCUGUCUCCUUCAGGAUGGUUCCCUCUGUAGGAGUGGCAGAAGCUGGUCUCUUGGUGCCUAUGGAAGGAUGGGAGGGACAGAGGUAAAUUCAGGCUCACCAGGGGAGUCAUGAGCUUAGAAUUGGUCUGUAAGCAUGUGGUCACAUAUGCCUCUGUCUUGCUGUCUCAUCAGGAUCCUUUAGUCCAGUGGUUCGCAACCUUUUUUUGGCCAUGCCCUACCUAAGCAUCUCUAAAAUCCUGACACUCCCCCCCAUUGACAUAUAAUUUUUAUUAUUCAAAAUGUGAACUCCUAUUCAUGUGGAGGAAGCCUAAAAGGCCAUUUACUGUUAAUAACUCAUUCUCGAAUUGCACCCCCCUUAAAAAUCAAAUUUCCCCCCUGUGGGGCAUGUGCCCCAUGUUGGGAACCACGGCUUUAGUCAGAGCUUAGGGCAAUAAAAACUGCAUGCAUGGUGGGGUCUAAUGGGAUUGCCAUCACCUUUGAUCCCUGCCUGUGCACUUCCCUGGGGCAUCAGGAUGAUGGCUGUUGGAAACCCGAUAAAUGCGGAAUUAGAUGGAUCUCUAGUUAGGGUUGCCAUAUUUCAAAAAGUGAAAAUAUGGACACAAAAGUUGUUGAGCUUUUCACCCAGACACUGUUUCCGAUGACCAAAUCCCAGCUAUGCCCAGGAAAUGACGAACGUAUGGCAACCCUAGUUUAGCUCAACUGAGCUUCCAAGCACCUCUGAAUGGCGGGGCUAUAGAACCACCAACAGGGUAUCGUGUGCCAUGAGGGUUGGAUCUCACAAGGGAAGCAAAAGCUGUCAAACCAGUUUCUUCUUCAUGCAGUGCAUAGUUAAACUAUGGAACUCCCUCCCACAGGAGGCAAUGAUGGUCACCAGCCUAGACAGCUUUAAAAGAUUAGACAAAUUCAUGGAGGAGAGGUCUAUUGAUGGCUGCUAGCCAUGAUAGCCAUGUUCUGGCUCUACAGUCAGAGGCAGCCAUGCUUCUGAAUACCAGUUGUUGGAAACCACAGGAGGGAAGAAUGCUCUUGUGCUCAAAUCCUGCUUCUAGGCUUCCCACAAUGGGCAUCUGGUUGGUCCCUGUGAGAACAGGAUGCUGGAGUAGAUGGGCCCUUGGCCUGAUCCAGCAGACUCUUCUGAUGCUUUUACGUUAUAUUCUUCUGGGCUUGCUGAGCUGGGUAACGUCAGGACCACAGCCAGCUCCCAGUGGGCCUUGCGAGCCGAGCGCUUGGGAGACAUUGUCUCAGCAGAGUGUUGAGGCCACCUGGAGCCUGGAGCGAGCUGGGAAAGCCUGUCCUGUAACCGGAACAGCACUUCCUUGGAGGAGCUGGCUCUGCUGUCUUGAAGGGCCCUUGUCUGCAAGGAAGCCCUGGCUUUCAUGAUGUGGGAGGGAUGGUGAUGUUAGUGGAGACGCAUCCUCUGACUGAGGAAGGCAGGAAGGCAACCUCUUCAGACCAGAAUAGGAGGUGCUAAGGUUCGCUCAAUGAAUGGGGCAGCCUGUAUUUUCCUCAUGAGGGCUGUGGUUCAGGGAUCACAACAUGGGGGGGGGGGAGUCAGUUGCAUUUGCACCCUGCUUGUAAACUGGUCAUUGUGAAAAUCAGGAUGCUGGCUGAGGUCGGAUCCAGCGAGGGUUAUACUUGCCUUCCUUUCCCGCAGAUCAUGCAGCUGUUCAUCGGAAACCACGACUUGUUUAUGAGGAGGAGGCGAGUGGACCCCAUCGAGAUCCAGCAAAUGAAAGCGCAAGCUCGGGAGGAGAAAGCAAGGAAGAAGGUGAGCUUUUGGGGGAGCAUCUGCUUCAAACGUUGUCGCAAAGCUUCUACCCGCUGCCUCCUGGGCCGGAAAGCUCAUUGGUUGACCAUGAGAAGGUCACACCCUCCACCCACCCCUUUCUCUCUCUCUCUCUGUUUUGCCUACCUCACAGGGUGGUUGGGAGGGUAAAAUGAGCAGGUGGGAACCACACGGGGCAUCUUGGUUGGAAGAAUACUCGAACAAAAAAACUGAAAGAAGUCAAAUAUGGCAACCACCUUUUGUGGACUUAUUUGCAAGGAGGCUUUCAUGAUAUAUUACAGUUCAUAGCAUGCAAUCCAUUCUGGCAUACAGACGGUAUAUAAAUGAAUAAACAAUGUAGUGUUUGGUAGGGGAGAGGCAAGAUUAAGAUGGGCAUUGUAGCUGUUGGCUCAGGGGGCUGCACAAUGUUCCGGCGAAGCGGCUUUGCCCAUGGUCAGCCUUGCCUAUUUCCCCAGAUGGAGCACCAGCGCCUGGCCAGGGAGAAGCAGCUGCGGGAGGAGGCUGAGCGGGCGAAGGAGGAGUUGGAGCGGCGCCUUUUUGAGGUGGAAGACAAGGCCCGGCAAGCCAAUGAGGCUUUGGUGAGCAUUGCCAUGGCAUUGCCUAGGGUUGCCAUAUUUCAAGAAGUAAAAAUCUGGACAAUUGGUGGCUCAACGUAAGUUGUUGAGCUUUUUUCGGGUGAUCACCAUGAGCUAUUGACCUUUUGGGGGGGGUGAGCAGGUGAUCGUUGUCCACUGUCUGCCACCACUGAUUCCCCCAAUCGCUAUGCCGAUUGCCCAACAGGCAGAGGAGCAGCUAUGGGCGUUUAGUGGGCUCCAGCAGCUCCAGUUCCAGUGCGACUCCCGAAUGCCCAGGUCUCUCGUCAUUAUUGAGUUCAUUUUAUCUUUUCAAUACAAAAUCCCUCUUCAGCGCCGUUCGGAGGCAGCGGCAGAGCUUUUAGCCGAGAAGGCCCAGAUUGCUGAGGAGGAGGCCAAGCUCCUGGCCCAGAAUGCCGCUGAGGCUGAACAGGAGCGUCACCGCCUGGAGAUGGCUGCCUUGAAAACCAAGGAAGAGAAGCUUCUGAUGGAGCACAAAAUGCGGGAGGCAGAACUGAUUGCCAUGAAGCUGGUAAAAGAAUCGGACCGAAGGUGAUGAGGCCUGGGGCGGGAUGCUCAGUGGGCUUUGGGGCUUCUGGGGCUGGCCGGACGCUGCUUAGGAUGGCCUCCAACACGUUUUUCUGUCUUUGGAGGGCAUUUCCUUGAGUCCUUCUUUCAGGUUUGAUCAGGUUUGUUUGUGAUGUCCCCUUGAAAAGUACAUAGAGAGGAAGGAGGAAGUUGGAAGAGUGGCACUCUUUCCCACUUCCUCUUUCAGCUUGAUGUCUUUCUCAGGAUUAAUCCAGCUGACCCAGCCUGCUUUUUUAAAAUGAAUAGUGCUAAUUCUCACCUCCCAGACUAAUACAUGGACUGGAAUGUCAUUAUCCUUUGGAUUUUGCACUUCUCCGAAUUUUGCAACUCUCUUCCUGGCUCCAAGAAAUGUAUCAAAAUGCAUUAAAAACACAUGUUUUUCAAUAAAUUAUAUCUAGAAAGGCAUACAUUGAGAUAAAAUAUUUACUUAAAUAACUUAGUGAUAAAAUAUGUAUUUUGAUAUUAUUUCAUACAAAUUAUGCACCACUUAGGCAGCUGACAGAAUUAUGAGUAUUUAUCAAUAAAAGCAUUGAAAAUUAGGUAAGGACCAUGGCAAUUUCCAGUGCAUCAGUUCAGCAUUAUGGGGUUGCUUGAGCACUCAUGGUGAUGGUUCUUGUUCGGCAGGGCUAAGGAAGCUGAACAUCUGAAACAGGACCUGCAGGAAGCCAGAAAUGCAGAGGAAAAAGCCAGGCAGAAACUCCAGGAUGUUGGCAAGCUCAAUCCUCCUUCUGUAAGUCUUUCUCCUGGUAGGGAAGUGUGGGGUUUGCUAAGGUGCCUGCAAUGGCUUUUAUUGCCCCCCUGGGCAGGUUCCCAAGAUUUUGCAUUCUUUUCUUUUAACAUUUCCUUUAUUACUAUUAUUAGCAAAGCAAAAGUGUGGGAGCAGGGUAUUAUAUCAUACCAUAUACAAAGCAAACAAUCAAUAAAUAAUAAGAGAAAGAAAUGGCUGUGCACCAUCUAAAUUGAGACAUCCCUAUUUCCUGAGCUGGUGAAGACAUUUGAAGCCAGCCCUGUAUAGGGAAGUUUUUAAUGUUUGAUGUUUUAUUGUGUUUUUGUAUUUCGCUGGAAGCCACUAAUAAAUAAUAAUAAUAAUAAUAAUAAUAAUAAUAAUAAUAAUAAGCAUCUAAGUCUGAAGCAGAGGAAAUACAAUCCCACCGGAUGAAAUAAAAGCAUUCUGGAUCCUCCAUCCUCCCAAUGGAAACAUGCAGUUUAUGGGCAGUUCUUUCCACAAUAGCCACAAGUUCUUAUACUACAUAGAAAAAUGCAGAUUUUUUUUCAACAUCUUUCCUUGCUGGGCUAUUGAAAUGCUAGCUGCAGCUAGCAUUCAUGUCAAAAUCUCAAGUGUUCUCAUUUUUAAAAAGUAAUUCUGUAGCCAUAUUAGCAAAAUAGCAGGUAGCCCUCUAAGCAAUUUUUAUGAACUGGCUGCUCCCUUUUAUCAGUGUUUAUAGCCAAUGUAUGUGGUCAGAGUUCUGAGCAAGAAGUUAACUUGUUUGGACAGCAGGCAAAAGGCCAGUUCUGCAGAUCAAAGUGGCUGAGGUGGCUUGUAUGUUCCUAAGCCAGUCUCUGUCCAUCCAGCGGGUCUUAAAGCCCCUUUGCAGGCCGGAACUGGAGCCUGUCCCUGGACCUGGCACCAGGCUCCAGGCACAAGGGCCACAGAUGGGGCAUUAUGAGUCUGAAUCAGAAUUUCCAUCACCCAAGACUUGUCUUUCCUAGAAGACGUUCUGUGCCCAUUGUGUAUUUUUAUUUAUUGCAUUUAUAUCUCAACUUUUUUGCAAAGGGGCUCAAGGCGGGGUCCAUGGUUCUACCCCCUCCUCAUUUAAUCCCCACCACAACCCUGUGAGGUAGGUUAGGCUGAGAGACUGUGACUGGACCAAGGUCACCCAGUGAACUUCAUGGCUGAGUGGGGAUCUGAGCCCUGGUCUCCCAGGUCCUAGUCGAAUGCCAUAACCACUACUGUCCCCUUAAAAACGGUUCUGCCUAAAAGCCUUCUGGGUUUCAGAUGAUGUUUCAAACCCUUCCUCUCUGUUUUGACACCAGAAUGCUGCCAAGGGCACCCAGCCCUCCUCCGCUGAUGCCAGGGAUGCCUGCCCUGACAAAGUAUCCAUAAAACUGGAUUUAAGGGACAUUGACUUGAAGAGGCUUUCCUUGGAGAUAGAGCGAGAGAGGUAGGAACUGGGAAGAGAGCAGCAGGGGAGCUUUCCUGGGCUCCCAAUCAAGAUGCUGCCACCAGAAGCAGAAGCACUCUGCAUCAGCUCAACCAGGCCACGGGGGUUCCAAAGGGAAGCCUGUGAGCAGCACCUGAACGCAACAGCAGCACUCUCCCCACUUGUGAUUCCCAGUAACUGAUACUCGGAGGCAUACUGCCUCCAACAGGGGCAGGAGAACACAGCCAUUGUGUCUAGUUGCCAUGGACAGCAAUAUCUCCUCCAUGAACUUGUCUACCCACCUGUUUGAAGCUGUCAGAGUUGGUGGCUGUCACUACAUCUUGUGGCAGAGAAUCCCCUAGUUUCACAAUGCUCUUUGUCAAGGAGUUCCACCUUUUGUCUGCCCUGAGGCUUCCGACAUUCAGCUUCACUGACUGCCAUGUAUUUUGUUACAGUCGUACCUUGGAAUUCAAACACAAUCCAUUCUGGAAGUCCAUUCGACUUCCAAAAUGUUUGACUUCCAAAGCGCAGCUUCCGAUUGGCCGCAGUAAGCUCCUUCCAAAACACUCAAGUCUGGUUUUCGAUUGUUUGGGAGCUGGAAAGUUAGACUCCCAAGGCAUUUGGAAGCCGAGAUACAACUGUAUUAUUACACAAUUAGUAUUAAUUGCAGGGGUUGGACUAGAUUACCCUUGGGGUCCCUUCCAACUUUAUGAUUUUAAGAGUGGGAGUGCACUUUCUCCACACUUUUGUCCUCCCCUUUUACUUACCAAAUAUUGUCAACCAAACAGACAGAUGCAGGCAGUCCUAAACUUUUUGUGUUUGUCUAUUGCCCUCCACCACCCCCCAGAUUAGAUUACCUGGAUAAGAGCAGGAAGUUUGAGGAUCGGCUGAAAGAACUCAAGUCCGAAAUCCACGCCCUGAAAGUCGAAGAGAGACAUGCAGGCUUCCUCUCGCACUGGAGCGAAGUCCUUGGGUCGCUGGGCCGUUCCUCGGGGAAGAUGUGCAAGGUUGGACUGCAGCCAAGCGUUUUAUUUCCCAGAUUUCUCUAAUGUAUAUGGAAAGGCUUGUGCUGGAACAGGCAAGAGGUCUCUUGGGCCUGGUGCUUGGCAGUUGCCAGUGGUGAUGGUGGUGAGCCGCCUGCAGCGAGCAGGAUGCCAGGCAAAACAGGAACAGCUCAGGCAUCCUUAAUUUCCAGAGGGGUAGCCUGUUGCAGCAAAAUCAAGAAGAAUCUUGUGGCACCUUAACAAAAUGUGUUUUCUGGACUAGAGUCCACUUUGUGCAUCAAGAGACCACGAUCUACUCCCACUAUAAAAUAACUGGCAGUGACCUACCUGUCAAAGUUGCUGAGCUUUUUUUUAGGGGAGGAUGACCCAAAGUUGUUGAGCUUUUUAAUAUAUUUUUGGAAUGGGGGGCCAUCGGGGGAUCACAAUCACUGGAUCGCAAUCACCCCGCGAUUGAUCACUAGAUUGCAAUCAACCUGUUGGAUACCCCUGUUAUAAAGUGUUGUUCUCUGUUAUGCACAUGGUUCUAAGAGAUAGGAUUGUGUGUGAGAGAAAGCAAUAAAACCAGAAAGGAAUGAAAUGCAAGAUUAUUUUUUAUUAUUAUUAUUUAUUACCUGCCCUUCACCCUAAGGUCCUAGGGCAGGCUACAGCAUUAAAACAUAGCAUUAAAAACAAAUUUAAAAAUAUAAUUAAAUUGUAUGCAAAAUAUAGCACAGUAACUUGUUACCACAGGGCUGGGAAACCUCUGGUCUGCGGCCAAUCUUGACACGUGAAGGGGUCCAGCCCACGAAGGUUAGCCCCCCUCUCCAAGCCAUGCUCACCAGUCCACAAGCCUUGACCUGAGCCUUUUAAGUAUCUAGCAAUGUCAGCUGCAUUUAUACUGAGAACCAAUAUUGCAGCCUCUUCUCUGUGGCACUUAGUGGCACCGAUGUGCUUUUGAGGGUGGCAUUCCAGGGAAAGACACCAACCUGAUCCCUAGCAGGACCUGGCUGAGACCUAACCAUGGACUCCUUGAACAUUAGGGGAAGAAGUCAUUUUAAAGGGACAGGUCCAUAGCUCACUGGUAAGAGCAUCAGCUUUGCAUGCAGAAGAUCCCAGGUUUAAUCCCCAUUGUCUCUAGGUAUAGAUGGGAAUUCACUUGUCUGAAACCCUGGAGAGCCGUUGCCACAUUGUCUGUGUAGACAAUGCAGAGCUAGAUGGGCCAAAGGUCUUAUACUCCGUAUAAGGCAGCUUCCUGGGUUCCUAUUUUUGCUUCCCUACUCUUUGAACACAGGAAGCUGACAUACAGAGUGAGAUACUUGGUCCAUCCAGCUCUGUAGCAUCUACAUUGACUGGCAGAAACUUUCUAGGGUUUGAGCCUGCUUGUGAAGGAGCUGAGCAUCUCUUUAGUAGAAAAUUGAGUGCUUGGUGCUUUCACGGAACUACAGUUCCUUGAAGUCUUUUUUUGAGCAGGGAGUCAUGAGGAUCAAACAGACUAAAAUGGAUGCAGUAUAGAUGCAUCCUGAUUUUAGCAGGAUGUUAAUGGCCAAUGUGUGUGUUGUUUUUCUAAGACCCCUUUGUGGAUGAACCCCUUUGAAGUGGACUUGUUGGACAGCCUGCAGCAGCCUUUCGUGCCGUGCCCACUCAACGGGACCAACGGCUCUCUGCCCAGAACGCCAGCGGAAAAACCCUCUUUUGAGACAGAUGCCUUGGCUGCCAGUAAUGUGGGCACAGGAAUAAGGAAGCACAUUAAGGUAACUGAGCUUGGCGACCUUCUACACUUCCUGGUUCAAAUUGUGUCUUUUUUGCCAGCUGCUCUCUUGGGCUGCUUAUGUGCUAUUUUGACCGAGAUAUUCACACAAAACCUGGUGCGCAGAAUCAGGGCGCAAAUUCCCAUGGAGUGUGACACUAUUUCCAAUUGAAGCUUUUGGGCAGGUGCUGCUAUCAGGCCUGAAGAUCAUGGCUCAUCCUUGUGUGUGGUUCCAGCACAUGGGCACUCAGGUAUAUUGCCUCUGAACAUGAAGGUUCCACUUAUUGUAGCUCUUGUGGUUAACAGCCAUUGAUAGGCCCGUCCUCUAUGGAUUUGGCUAAUCCAGAGAUGGAGAACUUGUUGGUUUCAUGAGAUCAAAUGUGGGGAACCUUUGGCACUCCAGAUGUUGCUGAACCACAACUCCCAUCAUCCCCUGCAAUUGGCCACACUUGUAGUUUGUAGAUGUAGUUCUGCAACAUCUGGAGGGCCAAAGGCUUCCCACGCUUGCUGUAGAUGUUGCUGGCCUUCAGCUCCCUUCAUCCUUAAACACUGGCCAUGCCACCUGAAGAGUGAUGGGAGUUUGAGUCCGACAACAUCCAGAGGUCCCCAGAUUCUCCAUCCCUCAUCCAUUCCUUCCUUAAAUCCAUCCAGUGGCUAUCUCUGUGUACAUAACAUUACCUGCAGCUUUCAAAAAAGUUUCUCUGUCUUUUCAGUUCCAAAUCCUGUCCUACACCUGCUUUUUCAAGCUGAAAUACCUUUAUUUUCUGUCUCUACUCAGGUACAACAACACAAAACAGAUGUGAUCUAUAUCUGA